Messenger RNA from Cydia pomonella (codling moth), 1811 nucleotides. Its product is annotated as GEL complex subunit OPTI. The transcript is spliced from 4 exons. The record is from RefSeq and is a predicted model, not a curated record. Lineage: Eukaryota; Metazoa; Arthropoda; Insecta; Lepidoptera; Tortricidae. Gene Ontology annotation, biological process: mitochondrial respirasome assembly. Bases 254 to 634 code for a protein of 126 amino acids.
AACUUUGAUUUUGGCUUUUUUGAAUUUUGUACAACGUCGACGAUGUUUCAAUUCAAUUAUGCAAGCUCUUGUGCCGUUUGCCAGAAUUUGGUUCACCUAUAAUGUAUUUUGCUCCUGGCAACUGUAACACUACAACCUUGUCAAGUUGUUAUGUCAAUGUCACAGUGACGUGUAACAUUUUACGAGCGAUUAUUGAUUAGACUAAUGAAGUAUAUUUUAACUUAAAACGAGAGUAUAACAGUCUGAUAAUACAAUGUCCGCUAAAAACAAAUCUGACAGUGCCAACAAAGGGAAAGUAACAGACUCUGUUUGGAGGAAAGUGUUCGAAGCGAACGCGGAAUGGCCUGAUAAGGAGGAGUUCCUUGACGUUAUUUACUGGAUGCGACAAGCCAUUGGCAUAAUUUUGGGGUUGUGUUGGGGGUUGCUUCCCUUGAAAGGAUUCCUUGGAUUAUUGCUAUUUGUGUUAGUGAAUGCUGCUGUAAUCUAUUUUUAUGUGAGCAAUUUCCAAAACAUAGAUGAAGAGGAGUAUGGUGGUAUGUGGGAAAUUACCAAGGAAGGAUUCAUGACAUCAUUUGCUGGGUUUUUGGUCACUUGGAUAAUCAUGUAUACAGGCCUCCAUGGCAGCAGUUUAUGAGGUUCACAUGUGUGAAGUACAGACAGACAAACAGACAAUGUAGUCUAAGUACAAGUAUUGUUAGUAGCUUGGGAAGACAAUAUGUUAAAGAGUCUACACUUGAGGAUGUGUUGUAAUGAUAAAAUGUGAAAAUUGCAAAAACUGUGUAAUAUAAUUAUGCUAUGUAAAAACAUUUGUCAUAGUCAUAAGUUGUUAGAUACCCCAAAUGAUAUCAACUUCUACUAUUAUAACAACUAGAGUUAAUCUGGAAAUGUAUUAUUUGUAAAUUGUUGCAGAGUAAUGCAGUAAAAUGCCUGUAAAAAGUACUAGAGCAUUUCUUCUGGGUCUAAAUCAAAUUUGGGUCUGUUGCAGCUGUUUGUAUGUUCAUAUGUAUGUGAGAAGGAUGGGAUUGAUAUUACUUCAUGUUUCAAUUGAUAUUACUCAUUUUUGGUAAAUUGGUAACUUGUGCUGUUGAAAUAAGGUUUCAAACUGCUUAGGACAGUAAUUUAAUAGGGGUUGAAAAUGGAAUAUGUGCAGCCAAAUAUACCUAUUAAAUAAUUCUCUACUGUACAAAUUAGUGACCCAAUAGACGAGUUAAGCUUGUGGGUCACUAAUACAUACAACUAAGAUUUUGUAGGUAUUUUCUGGUAGUUUCACUUGUGAAUGUGGCAGUUUUUAAAUAUUUGUACCUUUGAUAAAAUAGUCUAAUCAUGCUAAGUGGUCACGCCAAGUGCAUGUUGUGUGUGGUGCUCCUGUAGAUUGUCACUGCCAAUUUGGUGUAAACUUAACCUAAACAGACUUUUAAUUUUUUAUUAUGGGUAUUCAAUGGAUCCUAGCUUAAAUGCAUUCAAUAAAAAUAUUUAUUCAAGUUGUUACAGAUAAAAUACAUAAUCAAUGUAAAUAUAGCUAUACCAUUUAUUUUGCCGAACAGUAAUUAUUUUCACACAAAAUAUUCAUUAUUUAUUUAAACAGAAUAUAUUUUUUAGAAAAGGACUUUGGCCUUUACACCUUAAAAUAUGCAAAAAAAAUUGCAGCCACUUUUAGUCAUUAGUUGCUCAAUGUGAACUUUAAAUCGAUGCAAUAAUGAAUGUAUUUCCUCGUUUCUAAUAUUAUUAAGCGCGCGCGAGGCCCUGUGUUUCCAGUAUUUUUUUAAGAACAAAGAUGGUUGAUUUAAUAAAAGUUUUUUAUAACUUAAGAA